Phytophthora sojae is the source of this 312-nucleotide messenger RNA. RefSeq lists its product as hypothetical. The coding region runs from base 1 to 312 and encodes 103 amino acids. Lineage: Eukaryota; Oomycota; Peronosporomycetes; Peronosporales; Peronosporaceae. The transcript is spliced from 2 exons. The record is from RefSeq and is a predicted model, not a curated record.
AUGAUUGAAGAGCUCAGGGCCAUUUUGUCCCGACGACAAGAUCAGGCCCAGAAACACGAGAUCAAGGCUCAGAAUGACAAGAUCCAGGGGCAGGACCACAAGAUCAAGGCACAUGGCGGCGACAUCAAGGCACUCAAGUACACAGUCAAUGAUCAAGAUGGCGAGAUAGCGAAGCUAGGUACAAAGAUCGCCCGUCUUCAAGCUGACAAACGGCAACAUGCCAUCAAAGCGGACAAUGCGAAGAUCGCUAAGCUCGAAGUCAAUCUCGAGAUGACGGCCAAGGACACCCACGCUCUGCAGUACAAGUUGUAA